AUGCGCGCGGCGAGUAGCGAGCCGGACGGCGUCCUCCGCUAUCAGAGACCAGAUGAAGAAGCUGUGGUGGAUCAGGGGGGGACCAGCACGAUUCUCAACAUUCACUAUGAGAAAGAAGAGUUGGAAGGCCAUAGAACUCUGUAUGUGGGGGUUCGGAUGCCGCUGGGCCGGCAGAGCCAUCGGCAUCAUCGAACUCAUGGCCAGAAGCACCGGAGACGAGGCCGGGGGAAAGGAGCCGGCCAAGGGGAGGAAGGCCCAGAGGCCCUGGCACACGGCAUCGCCCUGGGGAGAGAAGACACACCAUCUCAGCGCGUUCAGUUCAUUCUUGGCACGGAGGAGGAUGAGGAGCACGUGCCUCAUGAGCUGUUCACAGAGCUGGAUGAGAUCUGUGUGAAGGAGGGGGAAGACGCUGAGUGGAAAGAGACAGCCAGGUGGCUGAAGUUUGAAGAAGACGUUGAAGAUGGGGGAGAACGCUGGAGCAAGCCCUACGUGGCAACCCUCUCGCUGCACAGUCUCUUUGAGCUAAGGAGCUGCCUCAUCAAUGGAACGGUCCUUCUGGAUAUGCGUGCAAAUAGCAUAGAAGAAAUCUCAGAUUUGGUCCUGGACCAGCAAGAACUAUUCAGUGACCUGAGUGAAAGCAUGAGAGUUAAAGUACGGGAAGCCCUUCUCAAAAAGCAUCAUCAUCAGAAUGAAAAGAAGAGAAAUAAUCUCAUUCCUAUUGUUCGCUCCUUUGCUGAGGUUCGCUCCUUUGCUGAGGUUGGUAAGAAGCAGUCUGAUCCACAUUCAAUGGAUAAAAAUGGUCAAACUCUGUCUCCUCAGUCUGUUCCAACUACAAAUCUUGAAGUAAAGAAUGGAGUGAAUUGUGAACACAGUCCUGUGGAUCUAAGUAAGGUGGACCUUCAUUUCAUGAAGAAAAUUCCCAGUGGGGCAGAGGCCUCCAACGUCCUGGUUGGUGAGGUGGACACUCUGAACCGCCCCAUUGUUGCCUUUGUGAGGCUUUCGCCAGCUGUUCUCCUCUCAGGCUUGACAGAAGUGCCCAUCCCCACAAGAUUUUUAUUUAUCCUAUUGGGUCCAGUAGGGAAAGGUCAGCAGUACCAUGAGAUUGGCAGAUCCAUGGCCACCAUCAUGACAGAUGAGAUUUUUCAUGAUGUGGCAUAUAAGGCCAAAGAUCGGGAUGAUCUCCUGGCGGGGAUUGAUGAGUUCCUAGACCAGGUGACGGUGCUCCCUCCAGGGGAGUGGGACCCUUCCAUCAGAAUUGAGCCCCCCAAAAACGUCCCUUCCCAGGAGAAAAGAAAAAUGCCUGGAGUUCCAAAUGGAAACGUUUGCCACAUAGAAGCGGAACCGCACGGGGGCCACAGCGGGCCAGAACUUCAGCGCACCGGGCGGCUCUUUGGAGGCUUGGUGCUGGACAUCAAGCGGAAGGCCCCUUGGUACUGGAGCGACUACCAGGAUGCACUCAGCUUGCAGUGCUUGGCCUCCUUCCUGUUCCUGUACUGUGCCUGCAUGUCACCUGUCAUCACCUUUGGGGGGUUGCUCGGAGAAGCCACUGAGGGACGCAUAAGUGCAAUUGAAUCCUUGUUCGGAGCCUCCAUGACUGGGAUUGCCUACUCCUUGUUUGCAGGACAGGCUCUCACCAUCCUGGGAAGCACUGGGCCAGUGCUUGUGUUUGAAAAGAUUUUGUUCAAAUUCUGCAAAGACUAUGCUCUUUCAUACCUCUCCUUGCGUGCUUGUAUUGGACUGUGGACCGCCUUCCUAUGUAUUGUUCUUGUGGCAACUGAUGCCAGUUCCCUUGUCUGCUACAUUACUCGCUUCACCGAAGAAGCAUUUGCUUCCUUAAUUUGCAUUAUUUUCAUCUAUGAAGCAAUAGAAAAGCUGGUUCACCUGGCAGAGACCUAUCCCAUCCACAUGCACAGCCAGCUGGACCACCUUAGCCUGUACUACUGCAGGUGUACUGUCCCAGAGAAUCCAAACAAUCACACACUACAGUAUUGGAAGGACGAAAACAUCGUGACAACAGAAGUCCACUGGGCUAACCUGUCUGUUACUGAAUGCCAGGAGAUGCAUGGAGAGUUCACAGGACCUGCAUGUGGCCAUCACGGACCCUAUACUCCUGAUGUGCUGUUUUGGUCCUGCAUUCUCUUCUUCACCACCUUCAUCCUUUCAAGCACCUUAAAGACAUUUAAGACAAGCCGCUAUUUCCCAACCAGAGUGCGCUCCAUGGUGAGUGACUUUGCCGUUUUCCUCACAAUCUUCACAAUGGUGAUCAUUGAUUUUUUGAUUGGAGUCCCAUCACCAAAACUUCAAGUUCCAAGUGUGUUCAAGCCAACAAGGGAUGAUCGAGGGUGGCUUAUUAGUCCCAUUGGCCCCAAUCCCUGGUGGACCGUGAUAGCUGCAAUUAUCCCAGCUCUCCUCUGCACUAUAUUAAUAUUCAUGGACCAGCAGAUCACAGCUGUGAUCAUUAACAGAAAGGAACACAAGCUCAAGAAAGGCUGUGGCUACCACCUGGACCUGCUCAUGGUGGCCAUCAUGCUGGGUGUCUGCUCCAUCAUGGGCCUGCCCUGGUUUGUGGCUGCAACUGUCCUAUCCAUCACACAUGUGAACAGCCUCAAACUGGAAUCUGAGUGCUCCGCUCCUGGGGAACAGCCCAAGUUCUUGGGCAUCCGAGAACAGAGAGUGACAGGCCUUAUGAUUUUUGUGCUGAUGGGCUGCUCAGUCUUCAUGACAACUAUAUUAAAGUUCAUCCCGAUGCCGGUUCUCUAUGGAGUCUUCCUCUACAUGGGAGUCUCUUCACUACAGGGAAUUCAGUUCUUCGAUCGGCUGAAGCUCUUCGGGAUGCCCGCGAAGCACCAGCCAGACUUCAUUUACCUCCGCCAUGUGCCGCUGCGCAAGGUGCACCUCUUCACCCUCAUCCAGCUCACCUGCCUGGUCCUGCUCUGGGUCAUCAAGGCAUCGCCGGCCGCCAUUGUCUUCCCGAUGAUGGUUUUGGCCUUGGUCUUCGUCAGGAAAGUGAUGGAUCUCUGCUUCUCUAAGCGAGAGCUGAGCUGGUUAGAUGAUCUCAUGCCUGAAAGCAAAAAGAAGAAGCUGGACGAUGCCAAAAAGAAGGCCAAGGAGGAAGAGGAGGCCGAGAAAAUGAUAGAAAUGGAGAGAGACAAGUUCCCCUUAGAGAGCAGGAAGUUACUAAGUAGUACUGAAAAGAACAACAGUUUCAGAUGUGACCCCUCUGAGAUUAAUAUAUCUGAUGAAAUGCCUAAAACCACAGUCUGGAAAGCUCUCAGUAUGAACCCUGGAAAUACCAAGGAAAAGAGUCUCUUCAACUAG
Molecule: messenger RNA, 3318 nt
Organism: Pipistrellus nathusii (Nathusius's pipistrelle)
Lineage: Eukaryota; Metazoa; Chordata; Mammalia; Chiroptera; Vespertilionidae
Source: the annotation of a GenBank genome assembly